AUGGAGAUUGAAGGAGAUUCAGUAAAUAUUAAAAGAUUCUUAAUGGAGAUUGGAAGAGAUUCAGAAUAUUUUGGGAAAGGGAGAUUCAGUGUAAAUGGAUUCAUAAGGAAGAUUCAAAGCAAAGGUUUCAGUGUAAGAGGAUUCAGAUGGAAGAUUCAAAGUAAAGGUUUCAGAAGGAAGAUUCAGUGUAAAAGGAUUCAGAAGGAAGAUUCAGUAAAAGAAGAUUCAGAGGGAAGAUUCAAAGUAAGAGAUUCAGAAGGAAGAUUCAAAGCAAAGGAUUCAGGGAGAAAAGAUUCAUUGUAA
Molecule: messenger RNA, 303 nt
Organism: Strongyloides ratti
Lineage: Eukaryota; Metazoa; Nematoda; Chromadorea; Rhabditida; Strongyloididae
Exons: 2
Coding region: 1-303 (100 amino acids)
Source: RefSeq, a predicted model, not a curated record